AUGGAUCUGAUGGAGGAAGGAGACGUGAGCUGUGGAGUUAAAAACUGUAGCACGCCAGGCUUCCAGGAAAACUGCUCCAACCCAGACUGCCACUGGGAGGAACCAAUAUUUGGAUCAGUCGAGUUAGUUGUCGUGACUGUGAUUUAUGUUCCGCUGAUGCUCUUCGGCCUUUUUGGAAACACACUGACUCUUCUGGUGGUUUGGCUCCGCCCACACAUGAGAAGCUCCACCUACCUCUACCUGAGCAGCAUGGCUGUUAGUGACCUGCUGAUCCUCCUGCUGCUGCCUCUGGAUCUAUAUAAGCUCUGGAGACCCAGACCCUGGUCCUUAGGAGACCUCUUCUGUAAGCUGACCAUGUUCCUCUCCGAGUGCUGCACCUUCUGCACCAUCCUCCACAUCACCUUUCUCUCCCUGGAGAGGUAUCUGGCGGUCUGCUGGCCAAUCACUGCUAAGACGCUGGUGACACGGCGCAGAACCAGGGCUCUGAUUGGCUGCCUCUGGCUGGGAGCGGCUGUCAGUGCAGCACCAGUGUUGGUCAUGGUGGGAGUGGAGGAGGUCGGAGGAGGAGAGGAACUAGGCCUCAGGGAAUGGAGGGAGGAUGCAGGGUGGAUGGGCAGAGAAGGAGAACAGGGUGCAUUUACUAUAGGUGGAGGGGAGAGAGGAAGUGGACACAUGACUUCUAUGCAGGGAGGAUUGGAGGAAAUGAAGUGGGAAGAAAAAGAGAUAAAGGGAUGGGGUGAAAGCAUUGCAGAGUUUGAGAGAAAACUGGGGAUUGGAGAAACAGGAGACAGAGGGCAAGUGAAAGAAGAAAAAGAGGCUGACGAGGGAGGAGGGGAAAAGGAAGGGAAGAUGGAAGAUGAUGGGAUACAGCAAAAUAAAAUGAGAGAAGACGAGGGAGGCGGAAGGGAAGAGGGUGUUGAUAAGAGAAGAGAGGUGGACAACAGAGAGUGCCGCUGCACACACUUCGCCGUCUCCUCUGGCCUCCUGUCGGCCAUGAUGAUUCUCUCCAACCUGUACUUCCUGGUACCCCUGUGCAUCCUGGGACUGGUCUAUGCCCUGAUUGGACGGACUCUCUGGCUCCGUCCUCAAAGAAGCCGUAAAGACAAGAGUCACCGACACACAGUCAAGAUGCUGGGAGUGAUCGUCUUGGCCUUCGUCCUCUGCUGGCUGCCCUUCCAUGUCGGUCGGACCAUAUUCUCUCUUUCUCUGGGCAACUCCCUCUUUAUAUAUUAUCUUUCUCAGUAUUUCAACCUGGUCUCCUCGGUUCUCUUCUACCUCAGUGCUGCCAUCAACCCUCUGCUGUACAACCUGAUGUCCGCCAGGUACAGACACGCUGUGCGUAGCCUCGUGCACACACACUGUCUCACACCGUCUCACCGGCUGAGUACAACACUCUCAUCAGGAUACUCCACAACCACUUUGUAA
This is a messenger RNA of Platichthys flesus (European flounder), 1425 nucleotides long. Its product is annotated as growth hormone secretagogue receptor type 1-like. The transcript is spliced from 5 exons. Gene Ontology annotation, biological process: G protein-coupled receptor signaling pathway; hormone-mediated signaling pathway. Gene Ontology annotation, cellular component: plasma membrane. Gene Ontology annotation, molecular function: growth hormone secretagogue receptor activity. Lineage: Eukaryota; Metazoa; Chordata; Actinopteri; Pleuronectiformes; Pleuronectidae. The coding region runs from base 1 to 1425 and encodes 474 amino acids. The record is from RefSeq and is a predicted model, not a curated record.